Messenger RNA from Fulvia fulva, 1677 nucleotides. RefSeq names its product Non-canonical non-ribosomal peptide synthetase FUB8. The record is from RefSeq and is a predicted model, not a curated record. The transcript is spliced from 5 exons. The coding region runs from base 1 to 1677 and encodes 558 amino acids. Lineage: Eukaryota; Fungi; Ascomycota; Dothideomycetes; Mycosphaerellales; Mycosphaerellaceae.
AUGGACGACAUACCCAGCGAAAAGCGAUUGCCAGCAAGUGUGAUCUCACAUCGCGCCAACAGCACCCCAGACAUGGUGGUCGUUCUACUGCCCAAAGGUCAGGCACUGGAAGAUGACUUCUUCGGUCUUACAUAUCGGCGGCUCAACUACGCUGUAGACAAUGUUGCCUUCUGGCUAGACAGCGUGUUGAGUCAAGGCAAGAAGGUCGGGUACGAAAGCGAAAGUCAAUGGUCGACAAUCGUGUACGCUGGCUCGAAUGACGACCGCUAUGUCUUGCUUCUGUACGCAGUGGGAAAGACGAAUCGCAAGGCGGGAAGCCUGCUCUUUCCAAGCUCCGGAGGUCGGUGGCUGACUGGCACACAGCCCAUGGUCAUCACGCUACCCACGAACCCGAAGGAUAGUCUCAUCAAGCUACUCAAUGCACAGGGCGUCAAGACUGCGCUAGCUAGUCGAGUUCCGAUCUCACCGGUGAAAGAUGCGAUGGAUCACAUACUUGGCGGACAGGUACUGGACAUGCCACCGCUAUCGACGUUCCUCGAUGCCAUACCACCUUCUACCUACCCGUACGAUCGUGAGUGGAGCAAGACUAGGAAUGAUACUUGGUUGGUCAUGCAGAGCUCUGGCACAACCGGCGACCCGAAGCCAGUCACACAAACCAAAACCUUCAUCGACGCGUACGCCGACAUGAUUGCCGCCCGCAACAAAGGAGACAACCUUCAACUAGCCUACCCCGUUGUUCUCCGUGACUGCCACGCACCCCUCCUCUGGCCACUAAGUUGGGGCGCCGGCAUCUUCGCAGCCGGCAUGUUCCCACUGGUCUCCAUCACCAUCACAACCCUCAUACCCCCCACCAUGCCCUCCCCAAUGACCCCCGAAUACGUCAAAGACGUCAUGCGUCUCGAACUCGCCAAAGAACCCUCUGCCCUCGAAGGUUCCAAGAAUUACGACUGGGUGUCUUAUGCAGGCGCACCACUUGAUAACGAUACGGGUGACCUAAUCGCGAAGCACACCCGCAUCCAAUCCAUCAUCGCCUCAACAGAAGCCGGGAUCUAUCCCCUCCUCCUCAACUCCCCCUCAGACUGCAAGUAUCACCGCUUGCACCCGACUCUUCACGGCUGGCUUCUUGUGCACUUUCAGGAUGAGCUGUAUGAACUCUGCAUCCGUAAAGCGGGGGAGAAUGAAUGGCGCCCUGCCUUCACAAUGGAUAAGCGAAACCCAGACCUCCUGCAAGUCUUCCACACGAAAGAUCUCUGCCGAAUAGUUCCUGGGCGGCAAGGGUUCUGGGAUUUCUGCGGCAGGACGGAUGAUUUCGUGGAACUCGUCACUGACGAAGUUCAAUGGGAUAAAUAUCGAACACAUCAUCGAUCGCCAUCCCGACGUCAAAGCAUGCCUGCGCUCCAUCUUUCGUCAGAUGAAGUCAUAGAACGGAUCUGGCCCGCCAUCGAGGCUGCGAAUAAGACGUUGAUUGAGCAAGCGGAGCUUGGCAAGAAGGUUGUACUGAUCACGAGGGAAGAUGCUCCGACUGCGAGACUUGCGAAAGGCACGAUCAAUCGGAGGGCUACCCUGAAGGUGUAUGAGGGGGAGAUUGAGGAGCUGUAUUGGAAGUACAUCCAGUCGGCUCUGCUGGACUCAACGAAGACCCCCGGCCUGGUGAACCGAGUCAGGCCAUACUUCUAG